Molecule: messenger RNA, 927 nt
Organism: Castor canadensis (American beaver)
Lineage: Eukaryota; Metazoa; Chordata; Mammalia; Rodentia; Castoridae
Source: RefSeq, a predicted model, not a curated record
AUGGAUCAGUGUGUGAAGUGUGCAGAUCAUCAAUAUGCCAACCGAGACAAAAACCACUGUCUCCAAAAAUCUGUGACCUUUCUGGGUUAUGAAGAUCCCAUGGGUUUGGCUCUGGCCUGCAUGGCUGUGUUCUUCUCUGUACUCACAGCUGCUGUUCUUGUGGUCUUCAUGAAACACAGAGACACUCCCAUUGUCAAGGCCAAUAACAGGGCUCUCACCUACAUCCUGCUCAUCUCCCUCACCUUCUGCUUUCUCUGUCCCUUGCUCUUUAUUGGCCGUCCUAGCAUGGCCACCUGCAUCCUCCAGCAGACCACGUUUGGAAUUGUGUUCACAGUGGUUACUUCCACUGUCAUGGCCAAAACUCUCACUGUGAUUCUGGCAUUUAAUGUCACGUCUCCAGGGAAAAGGAUGAGGUGGCUGUUGGUAUCAAGAACACCUAACUACCUUAUUCCCAUCUGCACACUGAUCCAACUGACUGCCUGUGGAAUCUGGCUUGGAACCUCUCCACCCUUCAUUGACACAGACACAAACUCGGAACACGGCCACAUCAUCAUCGUGUGUAACAAGGGAUCACUUGUGGCCUUUUACUGCAUCCUGGGAUACCUAACUUUCCUGGCUUUUGGGAGCUUCACUGUGGCUUUUCUAGCAAGGAACCUUCCUGACACAUUCAAUGAAGCCAAGUUCCUGACGUUCAGCAUGCUGGUGUUCUGCAGUGUCUGGGUCACCUUCCUCCCUGUCUACCACAGCACCAAGGGAAGGGUCAUGGUGGCCGUGGAGGUCUUCUCCAUCUUGGCCUCCAGUGCAGGGAUCUUAGGCUUCAUCUUUGGUCCCAAGUGCUACAUUAUUUUGUUAAGGCCAGAGAGAAACACUCUAUAUGGCUUCAGGAAUAAAACCCAUUCUAUGUACAAUGAAGGUUCUGAAAGUUAA